AUUGAAAGCGUGCGUGGAAAGUCACCUGAUGGCGCGAUGGACUUUCCACGGGUCGAAGUUCGAUCAUCGAGAAAGUCAAGGAGAUGGGAACAAAGAUAAUAUAAUAAUAGGGAAGGAUAUUUGUUCAUGGAAACCUAAGCAAAAUUUGGCUAAUUUGCUACAACUACUAUUUUUAGACAUUAGAUCGUCUUUCGUACUUCACUAAGUAGAGGAUAACUUACUUACAAACCAAACCGAGGGUGAGUGUUCACCUAACUUACGGGAAAGGAAUGCGAAUAAGUGGGGUAAUCAAAUCCUGAAUAGAGUUCUGCUGCAGUCGCCCAUAUGCCGCCUGGGGCGUUCUGUGACCAAGGCUACUACAGAGAAUCGAGGAGACCUUGAUCUGCCAUCGCGUUAUGUGAAUCACAUCAAAAGCGAAUCUCCUGGAGGAUAAAUAAAGAAAUAACCCGGCCAUUCGGGAUACUUCAGAAUGACAUACUCUAAAAUGUAGGUCACUCCUAGCGGAAGAUACUUGUUUAGGUAUCAUUAACGUCGUCAGGCUCUCUUGCCCCAUCGGAGACCCUACUGUCAACAAGCCCACUCCAGCCCCACCACAUCAUUGCUCGGAAGACCACCGCCGCCGCAACGGGCAACUGCAGUCAACAGUCUUGUGCUGCGGUGCGAACCUGAAUUUGAGUGGUGAGUUCAUCGAUGAAAUUUUGAUUUAUGUGCUGUCAUCUGGCGCAACAUGACAGAUCAACUAGAUGACAUUUUUACUACGCUGGGCACAGGAUACUGGAAUUGGCUUCACUACAUUGCUAUUGGAUAUGCCGUGAGUCUACCAAGUCCCCACGCUCUAGCAGGAGCAUUCGUUGCUCCAAGGCUGAAGUUCGAGUGUCGCUCACCAGCGGACAAUAAUGCCACAAUCUUCUUUUCCAAUGAUACUGAUUCUAAAGGCUCUUGCAGUUUCUUCUCUAAAUCACAGAAUGGAACUCUUAAUGAGGAAAUUUGUACUGAGUGGGAUUUUGACAACUCGACUUUUAAAGAAACUCUAACAAGUGAGUUUGGCCUAGUAUGUGAAAAGGACUAUCUUCGAGCAACUUACCAGAGUAUGUACAUGAUUGGUGUUUUGGUUGGGUCUCCAUUGAAUGGAAUCUUAGCAGACAGAUUUGGAAGGAGACUGACUUUUGUUUGCGCUUGUAUUCUGUUCUCCAUUAUGACAAAUUUGAGUUUUUUGCUGCCUAAUCUUCCUUCUGUUUUCACUUUUCGAUUUCUUGUUGGCACAAUGCACACAUCACUUCUGAAGACUGGAUAUAUAUUAGCAAUGGAAAUAACUAACCCCAAAGUAAGAUCUCUGGUUGGUAUUACUCUAUUUCUCCCAUGGGCACUGGGUACAAUGGCUUGGGGAGGGCUGGCUUACUUAGAAAGAAGAUGGCGAUACUUGGUUAUGAGUGCCUCUCUGCCUUCCCUAGUGCUGAUUCCUGUACUCUGGUUUAUGGAUGAAUCUCCCCGCUGGUUGGUUGUGAAAGGAAAAUAUGACCAAGCUCUGGAGGUGUUGAAAAAAGCAGCCAAGUGGAACCAAGUUGAACUAUCAUCUGAUGAAGAUCUCUUGAAACUCAUGAUGGAAAAUGAAGCUUCACGAGAAGGGCCCAAGGCUAACAAAGGCAUAUCGGGUGAAAGUUGGAAGAAUAUCUUAAAAAACUAUGUUUCAGGUGUGAUAGUAUUGUUCAGAACUCCACGCCUUCGUGUUGCCAGCAUCGUGAUGCAUCUUAAUUAUCUUGUGUUAGGAAUGGUGUACUUUGGCCUCUCACUAAGUGGGGGAAACUUCCAUUUUAAUAUGUUUUCUUAUAUGGCUCUAAUGGGAUUGGUGGAGGUUCCUGCUUACACUGUUAUGGCACCAAUUGUGUCUCAAUUUGGUCGAAGGAUGCCAGUGUCUGUCUCCUACCUCAUGAGUGGUGUACUGCUCCUACAACCAUUUUUACCUUCAGGUCAUCAGUGGUUAAUCAUUUCUUCUGCAAUGCUUGGUAAGAUGGCCAUCUCUAUGUCAUUUCAAGGAAACAACUUGUAUGCCUCGGAGUUGUUCCCAACUGAAGUUCGCACCCGAGGAGUUAGCUCAUCCUUCAUGAUGUCAAGAGUUGGUUCUUCAGUUUCUCCAUUCAUCACUGAGUACCUUGGACCCAUUUACCAAUGGGCACCUUCUGUAGUUUUUGGAAUUGCAGCAGCCAUUGCAGGAUUUGCAACAUUAGUACUGUGGGAAACAUUAUCAUUGGCAUUGCCUGACACUAUCUUGCAGCUAGAAAGCCCAGACUUUAAAGCAACAAAAACAUACGGCAAAACAUCAAAGGUAACCCCACAAGAGGCACCUGUGUCAUCUACUACAAAACUUUGAUAAUUGAUAUGUGAAAAGAUUUUAGAUAAAUGAAAGACUUGCAAUUGCAGAUAAAUUGUUUGUAAACAUUAAUUCUUACGGAAGUAUUAGCACACCAAAAACUCUAAAUUAUCAGUUUUGGGAAAGGAUGAAUUGAGACCUAUAUUAUUAGUUUUUAUGAACAGUGAAUGCAAAUGUGCCCUGUGUUUCAGGCAAUGUAACUACCUGUACUAGUGUCAUAAUCUCCAGAUUUCUGUUGAAGAUUUGGUCUGCUAAUGAGUACUAUAAGAAAAGGACAUUUUAAAACUGCCACCAUUGGUGAUAGGUAGUUAUUUCCAUGUUGGUAAAGAGUAUCUGCUAUUUUCAGGUUAUGUGAAAAUAUAAUUUUCUCAAUCUUCACUCUAUAAAAUUAAAUUCAUAUUUAUAGGGCUGUGCCCAAGAAAAUACAGAGCAAUUAACUUCAUAAAUGUUCUGAAUCCUUAGAAUGUUUUUGUGUUAGUGAUGUGCAUUUAUCCCAGUGACACCUUUUAAUUUAAAGCUUCUCUCCUUUUGAAUAAUACCUUUGGAACACAGUUUUCCAAGCAGGCUCCACAGUAAAUAUCUCAUUCAAGUUGCUAAAUAUAUACUAACAUACUAAAUAUGACAUGAAAAAGGACAGACUACCUACGUCAUGACUACUGGUGGGCACUAGAUAAUUUUGAAGAACCUUUGAAUUACUGUCCUUUGAGUCUCCAUUUGCAUUGGUUUAUACCUUUUACUUUUUAUCUGUUGCCAUUGGUCUCAUACCAGCUAGUAGUUUUAACUUCCUCCAGACUUAAUCCGUCUCAUCCAGAAUUGACCAUGCUUCAGUUUACACCUGUCAGACCCCAGAGAUAGGACACAUUGAUGUGGUUAGUUACUGAAUAGUAAUAAUGAAGAGCUCUUCUACAGUAUCAAGCUAGUUUCUCUCCCCAGCCCUUUUUAGGCUUUCCCUCUGGUUGUCAUAAUGUUUAUUUAGUUUUUCAGUAAUCUUUUUCUGGUGCUAUACAUUUCCUAAGACUGCCUGUGGUGUUUGGAAAGAAUGAGGUUUAUUCACCAGUACUGUAUAGUGACUAAAAUAUUUUAAACCAUUUUUUGAGGCCUCUUGAUUGAUGAAGAUUGGAUUCAUGGGAGUUUUAGUCUCCUGAAUACCCUGCAUCACUGUUAGAUAGAGGAUAUGGGAGAGCAAACUGUACUUUUGAAGCAACUGAUCAAGAGAGGCUAUUGAUUAAGUAGUGUACUGUAAUCAGCUUCCAUUUGCUUUUUGUGUUGGAAUUUUAUAUUGUUACCAAAAAUACAAGUUGCUGUUUCAGAGAUUGCCGAUAUGUUAUAUGACAUUCUUUCUUUGAAAUAAAAGAUACACUGUUAAU
Macrobrachium nipponense is the source of this 3735-nucleotide messenger RNA. RefSeq names its product organic cation transporter protein-like. Gene Ontology annotation, cellular component: membrane. The record is from RefSeq and is a predicted model, not a curated record. Gene Ontology annotation, biological process: transmembrane transport. NCBI's taxonomy places the organism in Eukaryota, Metazoa, Arthropoda, Malacostraca, Decapoda, Palaemonidae. Gene Ontology annotation, molecular function: transmembrane transporter activity.